Onthophagus taurus is the source of this 1470-nucleotide messenger RNA. Lineage: Eukaryota; Metazoa; Arthropoda; Insecta; Coleoptera; Scarabaeidae. The record is from RefSeq and is a predicted model, not a curated record.
AUGUAUUCCUGGCUUCAAAGUAAAAAUGAUAAUACUAUGGAAGACAAUUCGAUUCAAUCUUUAAUUGCACCAGAAGAUUGCGAACAAACUCUACAAGAUACCCUUCAAAAUACAAAAAAUACGGAAAAAACAAGAACUAACAGUGAUGAUAACAAUAAUGAAGAUGAUGUAAUAAACUUAAAUUUAGGUGAUCCAAAUUUAUGGCCAAAUGUUAUAACCCAUAACUUUAGAGUGAUGUGUACCAAAGUUGGUCCUAAACAAGAUGUUCAAAGCACUUUUCCUAAAAAUGAAGAAGUAUCAGAUACAACUGGUGAAGGACUAGCUAAUACCCUUUUAAAAAGAAUAAAUGAGCUGGAUUUGGAUAUUAUGUAUUGUAGAGGGCAAGCAUACGAUAAUGGGGGCAAUAUGAAAGGAAAAUAUAAAGGCGUACAGUCCAGAAUAAUUAGUUUAAAUUCUCAUGCAAUUUAUGUCCCUUGCAUAUCACAUUCUUUCAACCUGUUAAUCUGUGAUGCUGCUUCUAGCAGCAUAUAUUGUAAAAACUUUUUUGGAUUGCUGCAACGCGUAUAUUGUUUGUUUUCUGCCUCAACCAAAAGGUGGGAAAUUUUACGAAAGCACUUAAAUAUUACGUUAAAACCAUUAUGUGAUACUCGUUGGGAAGCCAAAAUAGAUUCCGUUAAAGCAGUGUACACACAGUUUGAAGAAACAUGUAAUGCCUUGGAAGAACUAACUGAAACAAGUAAUGACAACGCUGUCGUUUCCGAAGCUCAAAGUAUACUAAAUUCAAUACAAAAAAUGCCUUAUAUUUUAUCUUUAUCAGUGUGGUUCACAACAUUAUCGAAAAUUAAUAGCAUCAACAAAUUACUUCAAGGAAAAGCAAUGGUUCUUGACUCGGCACUUAAUUUAAUAAAUAAAAUUAACGAGAAUGUCCAAAAUUUAAGAUCGAAGUUUAAUGAAUUUUUAGAAAAAGCAAGAACUACAGCGCACCACAUGAAAAUUUCAGCAGAUUUUCCUGAGAAACGUAUUAGGAAAAGAAAACGAAUAUUUUCCGAAUUAGCGGAAAAUGAAGUGUUGGAAAACCCGGAAGAGGAAUUUAGAUGCAACUUUUUCAACGUUAUCAUUCACACCAUUAUUGUGCAAAUAGAGCAAAGAUUUCAAAAUAUUCCUAAGGUUAUUUCGAAUUUCAAAUUAUUUACUAAUAUAAAAACCUUAGAUCAGUGUGAUUUAGAAAAUUAUUCAAGAAGUUUUAUAAAACUGUAUAAUAACGAUGUAAACGAAGAUUUAAUUCAAGAAAUUUCCUUAUUAAAAAACUUAAUUUUGAACGAAAACAAUUUAAAUAGCGUCCAAGAUAUUUUACAGUAUAUUUUAGACAAUAAUUAUAACAAACUAUUUCCAAAUGUGCUAACUGCUUUAAAAAUUUUCUUCACGUUACCGGUUCUACAGCAUGUGCAGAACGUUCCUUUAGUAAAUUAA